Molecule: messenger RNA, 1860 nt
Organism: Amoebophrya sp. A25
Lineage: Eukaryota; Dinophyceae; Syndiniales; Amoebophryaceae
Source: the annotation of a GenBank genome assembly
GCACCGUCGAAGCGGCAGACGCGAUGUGCGUUCGCAUAGCUGGGCUUGCCGUUACUGCAACGAGUCUUAACAGUGCAGACAUGAAUGUGCAUCAUGGUAGAGCAGCAAAUAAUGCUCACCUAGGAUCUCGUGGAUCUUCAAAUUCAUCCACCUUGGCCACUAGUAGAAACCACUUUCUGCACAACAUGAUAAACCACUCUUCGGCCUCGCGUCGUGCCUGGGUCUGCGUACGACACAGAAUCCUCGUCAAAUAUCUAUACUCCGUAACAGCGCAACUCUACCCAACGUUUUUGGCUCACAAGUUGCAAGUCGCUUUGACUCUAGCGAAACAGCAACAGGAAAGCAGUUCCGAAGAAAUCAACAGCUUUGCCUUUCGAUCUAGUGAAGUGCUACUAGGAAUUUCUGGUCGGCGGGUGCUACGAUUGCCGCUGCAGAAAGCUUCGGAUGGUUCUCAUUUUGUUUACACUGUGGAUGUCAGGGGAGUUGACACUGUGGAUGUGAGCGGAGCAAAUCAUAAUGAAGAUGUCACGGAAAGCCAAGUGGUGCGAGGUAAAGCAGCCUUUUGGGACUGGCGACAGGAAGACGAGGAUGUCUGCGAUCUCUGUUGUGAAUGGGAGCAAAUACAAGCCGUGCAAGAAUCACAGGCAACAAGUAAAAUGGUGCAAGUCGCACAACCUUCGUCUUCUUCAUCGAGUCGAGCACCACAACAUCAGGAGAUGACGUCUCAGAUAAGUCGUGCCGGUGACUUCUUCAUCCGAGGAUUGCGGUCAUACAAUGUGGGUCUAGCGCCAUUGAAAAUGACCAUCUCAGCGCCAGCGAAAGUAGACUUUGAAGUUGGAGGAUUACUUCUCUCCGACGUUUCGCUCUUCAUUCAGAAUGUCAGCUUUCAUCGCUCGUGUCAUUUUUACGUGAGUCUGAGACCUACUGCUAGUUCUGGUGGUGGAGGUGGUGCGAACAAGAAUACUGCGGUGGGAGGAACGGGUACUACAACAGUGAUUACAAACAACGCAGGAGCACCAGGAUCAGCAGUAAAAGGUGGACAACUACUAGAGAAGCAGGUUAGUAAUACUGCAACGGCAGGAGCAGUAGCAGCGACAUCUUCUCCAGCGGCCACAGUUGUGACUCCCAAUAAGCAGGCAGUAGGUUCAGCUCCCUCGUCUGCGUCCAAACCCAUCUCAGCAGAGCAAGUGGCUUCUACGCCAGCAUCUCAAGGACUACAAGGACCAGCAUUAUCUACUAGCAGCUCUACUGGCACCAGUACUGCAGCGGCCACAGCGAGGACGUCUUCUGAACAACAGUUGCAGCAUGCGACACCUGGCAGGUUGGAUUAUGUUGGUUUUGGAGGAGAAGGUGGUGAGAUUUUGAUCUCGUUGAAGCCAGGAGACGUGGAGAAAAUCUCACUGGUAGCUCAUUUUUCGUCGCCUGGCAGAUACGAUCUUAACCGUUUCGCUUUUCGGCUAUCAAGUUAUCCAGUACUAGAUGAAGCGGAUCCUGUUGAUAGUCGUGAAGAGAAGACCUUAGCGCCUGUAGAAAAAGAUAUCAAGGCAAAGGACAAAGCGGAACAAACCUUCCUUUUUCCUUUCACGAAGGAGAUACUCGUGUUGCCAGUAGGAGGGUCGUGAUAGAUCAAAGACCUUUUUUAGGGAUUUCUUAUAAACGAUGUUAGACUUUUUUUUUCUACUUCUAGGCAUAUUUCUCUGAACAUUUUUCAGAAAGUUCCGGUUUUUCUAUCAUAACAUUUCUCACAAGAAAAAGUGUUGUUGUAUGAUGACUCACUGAAGACUAAGUGUGCGUGGUGUCCUCUUAUCAUGGAUUCUUCACAGUUGCUGCUGCUGCUCCGAAUUACUAGACUUAAGCGCC